Pocillopora meandrina is the source of this 4512-nucleotide messenger RNA. Lineage: Eukaryota; Metazoa; Cnidaria; Anthozoa; Scleractinia; Pocilloporidae. The record is from the annotation of a GenBank genome assembly.
AUGGCAGUUAUUCUUCUCGUGAACAUGAUGAUUGCGUUGCUCUCCAACACCUAUCAGCAGGUUCAGGUACUAAACAGUCUCUCUGCCUUCGCUGAUGUAUAUUAAUUCUGUUCAUAAUCCAGAGUUAAGAAAAUAUGAGAAGUUCUCGACUGUAAACUCGGUAGGACUUUUUUGGCGUAAGAUAUCAAAUACAUUUUUCGCAAAGUUCAAAAGAUUCUAUGAUCAUUUAUAAUUGUACUUUUGGCCGACUGAUGCUUUAGACGAAAAUGAUGGCGAAUAUUGUCCCUUUGGUAUGAUAUGUCAAAAUAUUCUUCCGCUAUAGGAGUGUCGCCUGUUAUCUUUAUUAACUGGUACUUCCUUAGAAGCUGUUAAGUCCCUCUCAUUCUUCUAUUAUCAGGAUAACUCACUGCAGGAGUGGUCUUUCAAGAGAGCCAUUACUGUAAGAACCUACAGCACCUAUCAUCCGAUACCAGUGCCCUUGAACCUUUUGUCUGUCCCCCUGAUGGUACUCUGGAACCUAUGUUGGCGCGACACCCCUGCUUCGCUCGAGGGCGGACGGGUAAGCUGAUAACACCUUGCCAAUUUUGUGAGUUUUCACAAGCUGCUGUUGUUUAAAGUUAUCGUUCACGUCUGCUCAGUGAUUUUACUUCACUUUCGAUGUGGCCUUCUUUGAUUCGACAGAGAGUAGCUCUGAAUAAAGUGGUGAAGAAACUAGAAAGGAUGUACUUCGAGAAAUAUGGUUAUGAAUUUCCCCUAACAGGUGGGUGAUAUGUUAGAUUAGUAGAUAGCCCCAGAAAUCUAUGAUAUGGUCUCACAAAAGUAUAUGGCGCAAAGUUAGUUAUUAGUUAUUAUCAAAGCAAUAGUUCUAGAGAAGUUUAAACCAUGACGGACAAGAAAUAAAAAAUCACAAAUUAAGAAUUCCAGUAAUGAUAAUCUAUUUAUAACGAGGCGUAUCGUAAUGAUUUUGCUGACUAGAUUCGGAAGAAGCCAAUUUAAUAUUUGGUUCCUCGCUUUGUUUUAGAGGGGAAAAAGAUAGAUCACUUGGUACAUGAAAACGAGGGAGGUCGAAAAUUGGCCAAUCAGAUAGUUCGACAAGUAUUCCAACCGCGUGGAAACAAGGAGAAGAAACUUGCGUCUGGCCACAGAGUGAGUGUUUUUGAGGCACACAUUCACAUGUUAAUUAAACAGGAAGUUUCCAUACCAUAUACUAUGAAUUCUGCUCCAUCAGCAUACACUUUUUUAACCAUUUUAAUUUGCAUUUUAACCUUUUCCCUCGAACACAAAUUUAAAUGUACGAUUGAGAAAACCUUUCAAGAAACGUUGUGGUGUAGUUUCCAUGUUCCUUUGAAAAAAAAACCGAACUUGUUUUGUAGUGACAUAGAAAAGCUGAUCUCAAAUGCUGCUCCGGGAAGUACAAAAAAGUCAACAAAAUUUGCUCUCAACGCGUGAUACGAAAAUUAAUGGGAGGGUUAUAGCUUGAAUAAAGCCCCUUCUGGCUUGCUGGUAUGUCGGCUGACAAUGUCCACGGUCGAGAGAUUGUCUUUAAGUUUUCAAAUUUCUCCUUGAAGCUUUGGUUCUUGGCCAAAUGUUCAUUCUUGGACAAUGUCUCAGCCGCAGACAUUUUCAGGUGACAUACCAGCCGCCUGAAGGGGUCCCUCGUGUUACUGAAGUUUUGUUCGAUUGUCAUUUAAAGGCGUGGUAUGAUUCGCCGGGAAUUGCUGUCGAUGGCUGUCUCCUAACUUACGUGGGACCUAAUUCCUGCAACAUAUGCAAAAGUGGAAAUCGUAAGAACAUUCACAGUGCCAAGUUCAAGUCUCCCUUUACACCAGAGACACCAAGAUUUGAGGUGUGCUUUUGAUUUAUAGAAAAUUAUUUGCGAGCAAAAAAUUUAAUUCAUAUACUUCCUGCUUCAUGAUAGAUUCUCUGAAGAUGCAACAUAAUUACAUCGCCUUUUUACCCUCUUCCCUUAAAUAACCUCCCUCUUGUAGGCGCUGGUAUUCUUUUCUAUUUUGUAGCUCUACAGAUACUAAUUCUUCUAAGAAUGAACUUAACGGUGCCUCCAUAAUAGAAAGACCAGACCGGUUCCUGAAAAACAUCUUUAUGUUCCUCUUGUGGUAUCCUAUUUUCACCUUUGCUUUCAUGGUAACGUGUCAACAUGGAUCUCGUUUGGGCACCUAACCCUGUAACACCUAAGAGCGACUAUGAUGCCAAUGUCUCCACACUUUAUUAUCCCUGAGUCGAACAUUAGGGUCACUUGGAUAAAGUAAAUGAUCACCAACCGAGAAAGCUCUUCAUUGUUUAAAUAAUUCUUCCUUGUCGGCACAAUUGUAUAGGGAACAGCAUGGAAAAUAUUCAUAAUUAUGUUAGGGUAUGAAAGAUUAAGUCAAGUUAUACGAACUUUGAUGGCCACCUUUGAAUAGUGCGAUGGUGCUAUCAUUCAGCCGAAAUUCCUUUUUGGAUUAAUCGUUUACAUUUAUAUUACUAUUAUUAUUAUUAUUUAUAUUAGUGCUAUUGCUUUGUAAUCAUCAUCAUUAUUGCAGUUGUUAUCAUAGCUGCUUUUGUUAAUUGUUUCGGAUGUUGAUUGUUUAUAUUGUGGCUAACACCGUCUUUAUCAUCAUUAUUAUUUUUUUGGUCUAAGUAACUAGUAUUCCCUCGGUCUCAUGAGCAAAAAAACUCAUUUGCAUACUGAAACAAAAAUUAAAAGCAUGGAACUUACGGCGACCGUAACAACAGAGUCUAAAAAACGAAAGUCCGUCAUUGUUUUGCAGGUACUUAUUCAGGAGACUGGGGAGAGGCGUAUUGUGGCACUGGGUGCUGUGCAUGAGUUGUACGACUGUCACAAAAUGCCUGGCUGGUAUAGUGGAACAGUCGGUUACCAUAUAGACGAUGGCAAAAUAUUUGAAACUGGCUUCCAUGAGCUGGGAAGAGAAGUCGAAGGUAUGGGUUACUCUGACGAUAGGUGUACGAUAUCUGCCACAAGGAUCUGUUGGCGCUUGGAAACAUAAUCAAAGUCUUACCGUCCUUCUGAGGGCGACCUUGCGACAGUAGGUUUCUGUUUUCCAAAAGAAAAGAUUCAGAAAUUUUCGUUUGUGAACGUUAUAGGGAUCACUUUAAAAUCGUUAUAGACUCCUCGAGAUGAUUAUUCUGACGUGCAUGAGAUAAAUGGGAAAUGUAUUGUAGCUGUGUGAUCAAUAGAAUGUUGAACGUAGUUACUGUAAAAUCCAUGUGCCUAGAGUGUGAAACUGAAAAAACCCUGAAUCCUUCGAUCGUGGAGGGUUCCAACCCUCGCCUUCUGCUUGCCGAUCAAAUGGUCUACAGAGAACUCAUUUAAGGCCAAAGAAAAACAAGAUUCAUAUCAACAAAUGCUUGACGCUACUAGGAUCAUUUAUAUCGUCAACACUCCUUGUAUAAAUACAGUGAGGGAGAUUAAACUUUGUCUUCGAAUGAACGAAGAGGUAAGUAAUUGAUCAAGACCGAACAACAAGGGAAAAAAGUCCAAUUUCACAUCCUGGUAUUACACGGUUGGUUGCCUCAUGUUUAGCUUAUUUUGUUAUCUUUUUGCUAUUUACUUAAUGUUUUCUGUUGAUAACUUAGGAGCCAUGGCUUACCGCGGUGAUCUCAUCGCUUGUGAAAUUGAUUUUAGUGGAGUCCCCGAGGGGAAAGUCUCUGUGUUGUUCUCCUUGAACGGUAGAGAAGUAGCGCGUUCUUCAGUGGAGUAUACUGAGGGAAAUAAACUAUUUCCCUUCGUUUCAUUGGGAUUUGAAGGCAUUACAGUGCUCACCAAGGUAUGUUCGAAAGAGGGAGGGGGGAGCGGGGAGGGUAAUGGGCUAGAAAUUGAAUCUAUAAAUGGUUUGGUUUCAUCAGUAAUCUGCCAACAUAUCAUACCUCGGCACACUCCUCCAGCUACAAUUAAUCGAGAGGUUGUUCCUGUGACCAAAUUGAAAGAAUGUGGAGAGGGAGCUCUCUCUACGGCAGCUGUCAGGCUCUAGAAUCAAAGGAAGAACUUUGUCGUAUCCAGUGUUAAAAAUACCACAAAACAUUUUGCUCAAGUCUGUGUGAUUUUAAUAUUUGCGAACAUUUACAACUUUCUACCAAAAUUCAGUGCCCUGAUUGCUCUUAAUUAAGGUACGAACAAGGAAAUAGCGUGUCGAUCUAAUUUUUAAAAUUCUAUAUCAGGCAUAUCUGUAUUCCAUAAUUGUGGACAUUAGAGUUUAUACUUCACACCUGUGAUCAUGGCUGCCCUAAAUUUUCGUACUUUUCUUUUUCAAAGUUGAGACGUUUGAUUUCCACACGUUUUAGAUGUGCCAUCGUGACAGAGACCGUUUUAGUAGAGUAACAAACGAAGACAUUCAGAAGGAAAUUGGAGAUCUGCGACGUGAUUUUCAGAAUCAACUUACCGAGCAAAGGAGGAUGUUGUCAGAAAUGAGAAAUUUAGUACUGCGUUUGAAGGAAGUAAAGGAUAAAGAUGAACAAGAAGAAGAUACUAAGAAACUGGCGGGUGACUUAAGUUAA